AACGCGAACAGAAGAAAUUUUUUUGGCUGUGGACGACCCGACGUAACGAUUACAUACGACAAAUUAUGGGAUAUGAGCUACACACGAGUACCAGACUCUGACAGAGCGAACGCUUGGGUCACUACGAAGCUUGGAGACUUGCUACACAAUAUCCUUGUCCCCGGCUUACCCCACGCUAGAGCUUUUUUAGCUCAAUUAGUACAAGAGUUAUGUGAGUGUUCUCAGAGUGUGUGA
Perkinsus marinus ATCC 50983 is the source of this 234-nucleotide messenger RNA. RefSeq lists its product as hypothetical. Lineage: Eukaryota; Perkinsozoa; Perkinsida; Perkinsidae. The record is from RefSeq and is a predicted model, not a curated record. The transcript has a single exon. The annotation marks the transcript as partial.